AUGCCUCAGGGUAAGAGCCCAAACUUCCUUGGAGUAAUGAGCUCCGAAGCCAGCAAAAGUCGGCGCGAGCGAAACAGAGAAGCGCAACAGCAGUUCCGAAAGCGAAGACAAGCUGCCGAAGCAGCUCGCAUGCAGCGGCUGAAGCACCUAGAAGGUAUUAUAGAGAGAAUGAGCACUGUGAUAGUAUCAUUCACCGACAAGAUGUUGCGCGAGGAUGUCUUGAACCAGUACCCGUUGCUGGCAGCCAAUGCUCAAGAGGUCAUCACUCAUGUACUUGCACUAGCUCAAGAAGCUGGAGAUCCUGAAGAGUGUAACAUGGCUGAAGCAGCUUCACCCAAUAGCAGAGAUGGUGUCUCUGCAACACAAGACACGGGGUUGUCAGAACUUUCCUUCCAUUCGAGUCCUCUGCAGACCGACAUGAUGAACAUUGAUCAACAGAACACCAUGUUGAUAACACAUCCUUCGUCACAAUAUCAACAUGCCAUGGGCGAUUCAACAAUAGCAUACACGAAUUUGCAAGAUCCUACACUCUCGGAACUUCCUUAUCUACCACCCUCAACGCUCCUACCAUCACUCGGUCCAGUCCCAUGGAACACUUCUAAACCUCUUUCGCCAACGUCUUUUACAUAUAGACUUACUCACUCGUGUUUUAACGUGGGUCUCCUCCUCCUUAAAAAGUCACAAGACUCACCGUUUCCUCUCUCAGAUGAGACCCGAGUUUUCGGCGCAACAUUACGACAGGACGAGCGAGAAGCGAUGACGAGAAAAUUGAGGUGGAUCACUGGUAUUGGAUCGCAAGAUAUCAAGCUCGCUGCACUCUUGCCGUGGGGAGGACGAUACCGCGGGCAAGACUUUGCAGGCGAUGACCUCACGAGCACUUGUAAAACGACAGAUAGAACGGCACUGCGGUUUCUUAGUGCUGCUGGUAUCCAACAACAGUUGGGGAGAUUGGAUGCUCGAGUUGUAGCUCAAGAUACCCUCGAGUUGGAUCUUGGUGAAGCAAUGGGUAACGACGAGCCGAGGCCCUUACAACCAGACAGCUGGAGCUUUGUCAACUUCUUCCCACCGGAUAUCCUUGCACAGAAGGGAAAGUGUACCAAGAUACGGUGUGUGUUUAGCGAUGGGGCCUGGAUUUCCACGAAGAGAGUUUAA
Messenger RNA from Fusarium venenatum, 1152 nucleotides. Lineage: Eukaryota; Fungi; Ascomycota; Sordariomycetes; Hypocreales; Nectriaceae. The record is from RefSeq and is a predicted model, not a curated record.